Schistocerca nitens (vagrant locust) is the source of this 2003-nucleotide messenger RNA. It is a transcript of the gene sad, whose product is annotated as cytochrome P450 315a1, mitochondrial. The coding region runs from base 1 to 1704 and encodes 567 amino acids. NCBI's taxonomy places the organism in Eukaryota, Metazoa, Arthropoda, Insecta, Orthoptera, Acrididae. The transcript has 8 exons. The record is from RefSeq and is a predicted model, not a curated record. Gene Ontology annotation, molecular function: oxidoreductase activity, acting on paired donors, with incorporation or reduction of molecular oxygen; heme binding; monooxygenase activity.
AUGCUGCUUGAGGUGUUACGGAUCAUCCAACUAGAGACGAGAAACUUUUGCCAACGACUAGACGUAGACGCGAAACGGCGGCCGAGUCACCCGCUGCCCGCCGGCGGCGCGGCUGCCGGCCGGGUUCGGCGCGCGGCCGCCAGGGGCGCGGCGGUCGCCCCCCUCGGCCGGCGGGGUCCUUCAGGGCGGCGACGGCGGCGCCGGCAGACGCAGCCCGCCGGUCCGGCGCUCGCCUUCGCCAUGUGGAGCCGGGUGCGCGUGUGGUGCCGCGGCUCGGCGUGGGCAGCGCGAGCGCUGCCGCACCAGCACCAGAAGCAGCCGCCGCCGCCCCCGCCGCCGCCGCCGUCGCCGCGCGGCCUGCCGCUGCUCGGCACCACGCUGGACCUGCUGGCCGCCGGCGCCGCCCCCCGCCUGCACCGCUACGUCGACCGGCGGCACCGCGAGCUGGGGCCCGUCUUCCGAGACUCCAUAGGGCCCGUCGACGCCGUCUUCGUCGCCGACGCCAACGAGAUGCGGCGCGUCUUCUCCGUCGAGGGCCGCUACCCCGCCCACAUCGUGCCCGAGUCCUGGCUGCUCUACAACGAGAUCUACGGCUACAAGCGGGGGCUCUUCUUCAUGGACGGCGAGGAGUGGCUGCGCUUCCGGCGGCUGCUGAGCGGCCAGCUGCUGCGAGCCGGCAGCGUCCCCGAGCUGCUGGUGGCGCCGUGCCGCGCUGUCGCCGAGAACUUCGCCUCGGAGCUGGCGGCCGGCCAGGUGGUGCCCGACCUCGAGGGCCACAUGUACCUCUGGGCCACCGACGUACUGGUGGCGGUGCUGCUGGGCGAGCGCCAGUACUCGGCGAUGCGCUCGGAGCUGCGGGCGCCGACGGGGCAGCUGGCGGCCGCGGUGCACCGCGUCUUCGGCGAGUCUGCGCGCCUCUCUCUGGUGCCGGCGCGGCUGGCGCGGCUGCUGCGGCUGCCCGCCUGGAGGGACUUCGUGGACGCCGUCGGCGCCGCUCUCGCCCAGGGUAACGCGAUGGUGACGCAGCUGAUCCCGGCGUGCGAGGGCGGCGCCGGGCUGCUGGGCCGGCUCCUGGCCGCCGGCGUCUCCCACGACGACGCGCGCCGCCUCGUCGUCGACCUGCUGCUCGCCGCCGGCGACACCACGGCGUACUCGACGCUGUGGCUGCUGUACCUGCUGGCGAAGCACCCGCCGGUGCAGGAGGAGCUGCACCGGGAGCUGACGCGGGCGCCCGCCGCGGGGGCGGAGGAGGCGGCGCGGCUGCCGCUGGCCAGGGGCGCCAUGCGGGAGGCCCUCCGCCUCUUCCCCGUCGCGCCCUUCCUGUCGCGCUACCUGCCCGAGGACGCCACCAUCGGCGGCUACCACGUCCCGGCCGGGCAACUGGUGGUGCUGUCGCUGUACACGAGCGGCCGCAGCGAGCAGUACUUCCCGCAGGCGGAGCGCUUCUGGCCGCAGCGCUGGUUGCGCGACCCCGGGGGCGCCUACCGCGGCGUCGCCGCCAGCCACGCCUCUCUGCCCUUCGCCAUGGGCGCGCGCUCCUGCGUGGGCCAGAAGCUCGCCGAGACGCAGAUGGCGCUCAUCGUGGCCGAGAUUACGAAGAGGUUCCGGCUGGAGCUGGCCGACGAGGAGGAGCCGGAGAUGGUGCUGAGGCUGGUCUCGGUGCCGUCGAAGCCCAUCACAGUGCGCCCGGUGCCGCGGCACUGAGGCGGUGACGUCACGUCGCGGGAGGCGGCCGGCCAACUCUUCAUCCUUCAUAUGUACCUGCGUGUGUGAGAGUGACUAGGAGCGAUAUGGCGAGAGCGCUGACGUGUCCUAGUAUGACGCCGUUUCUCCGGAAACAGGAAGCUGACCGACGAAAUUACAUACUACGAUCUCAGUCGAAACCACAUCCCUCUCGAGGACCUAAUUAUUUAUUUUAUGGAUAUCACCGCUGUACCUAAUGUUCAAUGUGUUACCAUUGUAAUUAUACUCAUGAAUAAAAAUCACGUCUAGUGUCCCAUUUA